Molecule: messenger RNA, 9774 nt
Organism: Camponotus floridanus (Florida carpenter ant)
Lineage: Eukaryota; Metazoa; Arthropoda; Insecta; Hymenoptera; Formicidae
Gene: Pi3K21B
Product: phosphatidylinositol 3-kinase regulatory subunit alpha
Exons: 13
Coding region: 4206-7763 (1185 amino acids)
Biological process (GO): phosphatidylinositol phosphate biosynthetic process; insulin receptor signaling pathway
Cellular component (GO): phosphatidylinositol 3-kinase complex
Molecular function (GO): protein binding; 1-phosphatidylinositol-3-kinase regulator activity
Source: RefSeq, a predicted model, not a curated record
UGAUUACGAAAGCUUCGAAAAGUUAUCACAGAUUUCGAAACGGAUAAUAUAUCCAAGCGUACUCUCGGUAGUUGAACCGAGUCGAUUCGCUCGUUGCCUAGGAAUGUUCGGCAGGAAAUUUCCAUUCAAGCGAUUCGAUCGGGUUGUAUAGAACGACUCGGGGCCCUGGCAUCAUCCCGAUACGAGUCUGCCAUCGUAAAGGCCACGGGAAAAGCCGACAAGUGUCGGAGAUGGCCGAGGUGUGGUUGCGCCGAGCCACGAGCUACCCUCGGCAGCAGCUCACGACUGGCUAUGGCUAUUGACCGAGCUUGGCAGACCGGCCGGUCAGCUGUGCGCUUCGCCGGCGGUGUGGUAUUCUCCUACGCGGUCAGGAAGAAGCCGUCCACGUAAACGAGACGGUGUGUCGUCGCGAGAAUCGGUGACGAAGAACCGGAAACGAGCAAACGAGCCUGUCCGUCCAGUCAAAUCGAGGUAGAGCCAACCAAGAGAACCCUCCAGGAGAAGAGUAGUCCGGCGGCGACGAUGCCCCAAGAUCGCUCUCGCUUCGGAUAGAUGGACAGAUGGAUGACAGAUCGCGUCGACGAUCUCCGGGUGUGUUCUCGCACCACGUCCUCGCCAUACAUCAGCGAGUAAAGUCGGAAGUAGAGAGACAAAGACACUGCCUGGUCUCAUCAUCAUCGUCGGUGGCUCAGUCCGAGUGAAAGCCCCAAAACGUACGAUCCGCUACAUCUCGCCGCGAAAGAUAAAGCCGGAGUAGGAGAGUGAACCAGGAAGCACGGAGAAAGAAAAAGGGAGAGAGAAAGAUAACGACGAGAGGAAAAAGAGAGAAGGAGGGUCUUGGUCCACGGGCAACACUCGACAUAUAGAGAUCGACCGGCUGUGCAGAGACGAUCCCACGAGAAAACGAAGAGAGCGGCAACGAGCGAUCCGGAAAAAGAGAGAGAGAGAGAGAGAAAGAGAGAGACGGUGGGAGGGGAUGGUGGAAAGGAGAGAGAUAAAAAGAGAAAGAUCGAGUGUGGGAAAGACGCGGAGUGAAAUAGAGAGAGAGGAAUAGGCAGAUAGAUAGGUGUCCGUGUAUCUAUGUGCGACGAGUGACGUGUGCAGGUGUGCGCGCGUGGCUCAGGCAGACCGCCGGUUGCAAAAAGUGCAGUGCUCCGUAGACUUUUUCAUCACCGAAGAAGAGAACUGCGUGCGUGCGUGCGUGCGUACGUACGUGCGUGCGACGUACGUGCGUGCGUGCGUGCGUACGUGCCGUCCGUCCGUGCCGUCCGUGCGUGUAUACGUGUCUCUCUCUCUCUUUGUCUCUCUUUAUUUUUCUCUCUCUCUCUCUUUCUCUCUCUCUCUCUCCCCCUCCUCACCGUACAUGUAUGCGCGAGAGUGCGUGCGCCGCCUUCGCAAAGAGACAGACACACCGGCGAGUUUUCGGCCGUGUACCUGCGAACGAGGACGAGCGAGAGCCGCGACCGAUCGACCGACCGACCGACUCUUCUCUUUCUUCAUGAUUUAUAUGGUAAUUCCGCUAUGAGAGGAGAAGCGGGCGAAAGCGGACAGAGAGCGGUCGGAAGGGCAGCUAACUCGGAUUCGUAGAGUACGCGCGUCAAGUGCGAGGGAAGAAAGAGAUAGCGGGAUAUCCUCGAGAGGGGGACUAGGAGGUGGACGUCGCGGCGCCGACGUCGACAGAAUACCUACGUGGACGGUUUUACCGGGUGGAAACGAGCGCGAUUCGUCGACAGAGAGAAGAGGAGGUAAUAGGAUCGUCCGCCAAGGUCUACCUUGCCGGCUGAGAGAGAGAAAGAUAGAAGGAGAGCAAGAGAGGGGAACCGAGAUAGGGAGAGAGAGAGAGAGAGAGAAAGAGAACAAGAGUGAGCGAGCGAACGAACCUGAUACACACGGACUCCGACUCCAACUUCAGCGUUGACUCGCGGUCGGUAAAGCAUCGGGACGACGGUGGCGGUGAUCCAGCGAGACACUAGCGUUCGCGAACGAGCGCGGCGGUUGGCAGUCGCGGCUUUCUGGUGGACGUGAUAAGGACGAACGGUGCGAUCCGGCGAGCAAAGCGGUCGACCGUGCGAGAACGAGUUGCGAGAGAAAGAAAGAAGGAAGGAAAGAAACGAAGAGCCGAUCGGCGAUAUCCGGCGAGGGGAACGCAGUACUUUUCAAUUUGAUAUUACGUCCGAUGCUGCGUGUGCCAUAAUCUUGUUAGGAAUCGGCGAAUUAAAGGAAGAGCGAGGGAGGAAGCGAAAGAAUAAAGAGGAACUGAGAUCUGCGAAGGAGAAAACGAGUCCUUGGUCAGCGAUUUGGCACUAGGUGGAUUUAAUCGCGGUCGACAGCGCGGAGGAAGGCAAGAGGAAGCCGAAAAAGAAGAAAGGAAGCAACCGAGUGUCCUUGAUGGGCCAUCCGGCGCUACGUGAUCGAGCUGUAUCGCGACCGACAUUAGCUCGCCAUCGUCACAUCGGGGGAGAUUAGAGGAGGCGACCCACGUUUUACUCGCACCAUUCGGCGGACAACGCGGCGAGGACGGCGGGACGAAGCGAAGAGAGGAUCUACUUGCUGAUCAGCGCGAACCCGGGCGAUAAGCGGAGCUCUCGCCGUCUCGAGUUGAGUCCAACUGCUGAUUCGGCGGACACGAGAGCCGACUGCUUCAACGUUAUUAGUGCCCGCGAUGAUUUCAUGAUUAUCCGCGAGUAAUUUUCACGUUCGCACACAACGAUCGUGGACGAUCGUUCGAUCCGGAUCAACACUUUCCUCGACGGAAUCGAACCAGAACGAGACUCUUCGAUCUCCACGUGCGCACUGUCGACGAUUCCCCGAGAAGGCGAGCAAAAUCCUGGAUCUUGGCGAGUGGACGUGAUGAUGAACGACUCUUUGAAAAUCGAGGAGAUCGGGCGCGCCAUAGAUUCGCUUGGCACGGACCACCAUUAAUAAUCGAGGAUAAUCCGGCGGUGAUCGGUUCGAUUGAUUCGUCCAGGACGAUUCUCCUUCCCAGACGAUCUUGCUCCGAUAUCAUCCGGAAUUUACUCCCGAUCUCGCGCUCUCGAUAACCCACGAAGAUCAUCGCCUGUACGCUCGCACUCGCGCGGGGCUACGCUUGAAAAUCGCUCGGUGUCGUUGCUUGACAAAACCGGUUUCGUUCGGCUCGGCGAGUCUCGGCGUUUAUACAAAGGUCGUGUGUGAGAGCGCGCUGAGCGCGCGACUACGAGAGAGUGGUAGGAGUGAGAUUUAUGGAAAACGAAUUUACACGAGUCACACCCACGGGAGCGGCUGUCUAUCUCUCUCUCUCUCUCUCUCUUUCUCUCCUUUUUUGUAUCUUGGUCUCUCUUAUUCGUCCAUCUCCUUGUAACUCGUUCUCUCUCUCUUUCUCUCUCUCUUCCCUCAUUUCCCACUGUUCAUCUAUCAUUUUAUCCGCACGUUACCUUUGUUAAUAACAACUGCGGAAUCUGUGCGAUAACAGCGAAAGUCACACCGGUCGGGCGUCGAUCACGUUGACGAAUCCUUAAAGAAUCGGAAUCUCGAUCGAUGAGAGAACGAUAUCAAUCGGCCGGAUAAAGAUACCAUACUUGCAACGGCCUUGAAGAAUUUCUCCGGGUCGCCGUGCGAAGAAUUAACGGCGGCACGAGGAUAAUGAAGUGUUCGAUGACAUAAAAUCCACAAGAUUUAGUCGAGGAAUAAAUUUGCCAACAAAAGUGAAAAUACUCAGGUCUUUAGAAUACCUAAGAUCAGAAUUAACUUAUCAGGAAAUUUACGAUAAGAAGAAUUUUAUGCCGUCAAACCGUAUUCUACAAUUGAUGCCAGAAUUAGCUAGUAAAAUAAAUAAAAUUUUCGAUCGCGUAGGCAAAUGAAAUCGAUUCAGUAAUUAUAACGGAAUAAAAACUCGAACAUUUCUAGAAAGACAGAAAACAAAAAUAUAAGAUAUAUUUCAACAUUUAUGUGAAUUAGUGCGUUACGUUUAAUCAUAAAGCGUGUGUCGAAGGACCAAGUGUGUUUUCAAGUAUCACGGAAUCGAUCGAGCGCGUAGAACCGAAUAGAGAAUCUUGAGGAGAGAAGCUCGAAAAGAUGUCAGGGGACCUGGGUAGCCCGCGGAAGGAGCAGGACUCCUGGUCACCCGGGUCGAGUAGCGAGGCGCCAAUUGCGAGAACGUCGACGUCGUCGAGGAAAACUUAGCCGUCUCAUCGCGUACGCUCGCUUGAUGAUCGGCUACGGUGACGAUGAAACGUGUGACGAGCGCAUCCGUUGCGGCCGCCACGGCCGCCGCGACCCAGGUGCAUCACCAGGCCAGGGUCCAGGAGUUGUUCGCUCCCGGACCAAUAUCGACGACGAUGAGUGCGAGCACGGCGAUGGUCGGCGACUCCUGCGCCGACGAGCAGGAUAAGCAACUUGCGACGAUAUCCACCUGGCUCGAGCCGAAGGGCUCGCCGAAGAUCAGCCCCGGCACGAACGACGACAACAAGGCAAAGUCGACGGCGAUGUCGCGAUUGUUAGCCGUCGAUUCCGACAACUACAUGCUGCGCAAGGGCGCCGCGGCGACGACGGCGACGCCGGUGACGUCGUCCACCGCCUCCUCGUCGUCGCAGCCGUCGUCGUCGUUGAACGGUUCCGCGAGCGUGCAACUGCAACGGCAGAUGCAGGGUCUCGCCAUCGGCUCGGCCGCCGCGCCGUCGAUCCUGACAACGUACGGCACGAGCGGCGGCGACCACGUCAACGUCGGUCAGCUGUGCGAUGUCACGCGUACGACGUCGAGAUCGACGGGGACGUACGUGUCGCCCAGAUGGUACGCCGGUGGUAAUGGUAACCAGGUGACGAGGCAGCAUCGAGAGGGAACGGUGACGGCCGAGGAACAAUCUCCGCAGCAGCAGUUGCAGCUGCAAUCGCGUACGGCAACGACGUCCGCGACGUUGGCGGAGGGCGUCGAGAGCGAGCUCGGUUUCACGAAGUUCGUGUGCGCGAGGUUGGUGUCCUUUCAUCGGUACAUGUGUUGGUGCGGCACCCAGCCUGCCGGUGGCCUGGCGGAGGCCGUUGACGCGAACUCGAUCGGCGAUCGCGCCAAGGGCGGCAAGAGCGCGGCCACCCCGUACGAAGGGCCGGCCGCGAGACGAACGGUGCGCGACGAUAGUUUUAAUAGUAGUAGUCUAUGCUGCUGCAUGUGCGGUUCUCUAUGUCCCGCAGAGUGCCACGCGUGUUUCCACAUCGUGUGUUCGGACUACAGCAGCCAGCACCUGUGCCAAUGGAGUACCAAGGGUCACGCGCUACCCGGCCAGGUUCACGACAAGGACAAGCCCGUCAGUGAGUGGACGUCAUUAAACGUAGUUGAAUGGAUGUCAGCCCUAAAUCUGUACCGCUAUGCGGACGUGUUCAAGUCGAAGGACAUCAAAGGCAGCGAUCUGCUUCAUCUGGAUCGGGAGAAGCUCAUGAAUAUGGGUAUAAAAGAUGAGUUCCAUCAAAGGAGUAUCUUGGUCUGCAUCGAGGAACUCUGCCAAUCGUCGCCGCCACCCCCAGUGGCGACGGAGACGGCGAGUUCCCCGGUCACAACGAUACCGACGUCCGGCGUCGCCGCGGAAUCGGGCUGCUCGCUCGGAGUCAACUAUUCGGGCAACAACGUGGUCAAUAAGGCGCACAAACUCACGCAGCACAGCUUCAGCAUCUUGGAGAAGUGCGGCAAAUGCCAUAAAUACCUCAGGGGUCUCUUACAUCAAGGCUUUCUCUGUCAAGAUUGCGGGCUGGUCGCUCACAGGACGUGUUCAAAGACGGGUUUGCCUUCCAAUUGCAUAUCGGUCGACACGGACAAUCGUAUCGGCAGGUUUACUUCAGUGUUCGGUCGCGGUCUGUGCCUGCAAUUCGACAUCGUCACCCACUCGGCGCCGGUUCUGGUGGAGCGGUGCACCCACGCCCUCGAGCAGCGGGCGUUCGCCGACACAAAGCUGGACCUCUACAAAGUUUACCACAACAGCAAUACGCCUAAUGAGCAGACCCUCGAGCUGCGACAAAAGCUGAACGAAGAUGUCUACAACGCGGAUUUAAGUCCGUAUACUCCGCAGUGCAUUGCGAGUGUCCUGAAGAAGUUCCUGCGAGAAUUGCCGGAUCCGGUGAUCCCUGUACAAUGGUACGACAGAUUCCUAGAGGCGUCAAGUAUGAGAAGCGACGAGCAAUGCGCGGCGCGCCUCAAUCAAUUAGUAGCCGAGCUACCGGAACAUCAUCGUAGCACAUUGUGUCAUUUGAUGGCGCACUUCUGUCGCAUCUGCCAGUUGCAGCACGCGAGAGCCUACACGGAACAGCCGACCAUCCUCGUGCAAAUGCUCUGCCACAUAUUUCUCAGGCCGCCUUGGGAGCGAAUCAUCCAAGUUGUCCACAACACGGAAGCUCAUAUACGCAUAAUGGAAUUGUUGUUGUUACACGGCGAUUGGAACGAGAGGUUGCCUGAGUUUGCCAGUCCUCCUCAAUUACCCCCGCGUAAAGUUUCGAGACCGCAUUUUUCAAUCGUGGACCCGAGUCUCGAAGGAGAUGCUGUAGACAGAACGGUCCAACCUGGCGCGGACCAACAACCACACAGGCCGCGCACGCUUCAAGAAGCCGAAUGGUAUUGGGGUGACAUCACGAGAGAUGAUGUGAACGAGAUGAUGAUUGAUUCACCGGAUGGCACCUUUCUGGUACGCAAUGCGUCUUCCAAGUGCGGCGAGUACACUUUAACACUACGUAAGGGCGGGACCAACAAACUUAUCAAGAUCAGCCAUCGAAAUGGGAAAUAUGGAUUUUCGGAUCCUUACAACUUCCAUUCGGUCAUCGAGCUGGUCGAUUACUAUAGAAAUUGCUCCCUCGCACAAUACAACGCCGUGCUGGACAUUAAGCUACUCUACCCGGUAUCGCGAUUUCAGCAGGAGGAUGAAAUCACGAAUACGACCGAUAUGGCAAAGGUGCUGCAGAAGUUUCUUGAUUUAGAGAAGGAAGUAAGUGACGGUAUCCGGCAGUACCACAAUUGUUGGGAUUUAUAUACCAAAACAUCUAGUGAAGUUGAGCUGAAGACUCAGGCGAUGGAAGCCUUUCAGGAAGCCAUCAAGAUGUUUGAAGAACAGAUUAGAUUACAAGAUGAGUUCCGUAAAGAAGCUCAGCCCCACGAGAUUUCCACUUUAACGGAUAAUUCGGAGUUGCUGCAACGAAGACUAAAGGCCUUAAGAGACAGCAAGAUUCAAUUGCAAGAGAAUCUGAAUCAACAAACUGCUUAUAAUAGAACCCUCGAGAGAGAAACAUGUAGGUUGAAAUCGGAGACUGGACAGCUCGCGCGACAAAGGGAUCGCUACGCUUUAUGGUUGAAGAAAAAUGGGAUAAAACAGAAUAAGGACUUUGCGAUCCAUUCCGACGAGAAAACGUGGCUCUAUCUACAGGGUUCUCGUCCCGAUGCUGAUCGCAUUCUCAAGGGCAAACCUGACGGUACUUUUCUUGUUCGCCGAUCAAGAACGGGCCAGUACGCGCUCUCUAUAGUGUGUAACGGCGUGGUACAACAUUGCAUAAUAUACGGCACCGAGCGCGGCUAUGGUUUUGCCGAACCUUACAACAUCCAUCAGAGCCUGAAACAUCUCGUGCUGCACUAUGCCCAGAACUCCUUAGAGGAACACAACGAGUGCCUAACCACCACCUUGGCCUAUCCCGCGUUUGCGCCACCCGCGGCGCUCGCGCAACUGCAAUCCCAGCAGAAGCAAUUUCAGAUUUACGCUCAGAACCAAAUGCCAAUUGCGCGACAACCCCACGAGAAUCAGCUCAUGUCGCAUACGUAAUAUUGGCAUGCUGAUUAGCGUCGCGAUCAGUAUCCGAUUGAAUCCGAAUACGUUUACGCAGACGUGAAUUCUGCUGCUACAAGCGCCGACACGAUUGGCGAAUCCGAUUGCAUCACGCAAGCCUUUCUUGAUGAGUUCGAACAUGUUCCACUGUGAAACAGAACGUUCAGGAACAUUUUCCAAAACCACGUACAAUAAUUAUGCACAUAGUCAGGGGAAACAAUAUCUCGCGCGAAUAGACAUCAUAAAAGCGCGCAAUCGAAAGCGUGCAACCAGAUGCUUGAGCAUCAUCGAACGAUAGAUAGGUAAGUCACGAAAUCCACGAAAACUCCUUCGAUGAAAAAACGUGUUUAAUAGCCGCAACAGUAAUAAACAUAAGAACUAUUAGUGAUAGAAUUAGAUGUACACGCGUUAUCGUGAUGUGGUAAUGAUCGCUUUGACUAACACAGAGGUUUCCAAACGUCAUACUUUAAAAGAUGGUCUUUAUCUGAAAAGAUACAAGAAAGAGAUAAGCAAGUCUUCUUUCACAGGGUUUAAUAACAAAUUAAAAACUUAGAAAAUUUCAUAAAAUUGAAUCUUUAUAUCAGCAGCGAUUUUUUAAUUAAAUAUUCAAACAUUUUUCAAUCAGAAUUUAGAAAUGAUACCAGAAUAUCAAGUUAAAAGUAAUUGACUGCUUCUGUUUAGUAAGCUAAUAGUAGUUAAUUGCUUAAAUUUCUAAAAGAUUCAGGAUUUGACUUUAUUUUCGGAAUGUUUACCAAAUAAUAAUUAGAUGUUUCGUAUAUCUGUACUUUCUUAUCUCGACAUAUAGAGCAAACGUGAAAAGAAUAUUAGUUUCAAAGAAUCGUUAUAAACCAAAAAGGUUUGGAAACCUCUGACACUUAACAGGACCAACGACACCAACGACAGAUGUCAUCAACGCUCCCUCAGGAUUUAUACAACGCAGAGAGCCCUGUCGAAGGUUUAUGCGGAGAUUACAGCGGAAUGAUGGCGCGACAUUACCGCCACCGAUUUUGUUCUCCGCCAAAUAUGUUUUUAAUCUUGACGCUCGUCAUCGCGCAGAAUUGAUCCGCUCGGAAUCAUCGGCGUUGGGACGCGUCGUUGUUUCGGCGACGGGGAUAGCGAAACUCGCUUCAUUCGCGUAGAUUUUAUCGUUCAGGUAAUCAGGGUAGUCAUAUCUCUAUGACCGUCUAGCCCUUAACAGCCUGAAACAUUUUCAGAAAUUAAUUAGCUCGUAUCGAGCGGUAAUAUAGUUUUAAAUUUAGCUUUGAAUUAGUGUUCAUUAUUGCUCGAUUUUGUGUAGGAUUGAUUGUAUCAAUUCUAUAUGGUUUAAAUCAUACUAUUGACAAAAGAUAAUUAAAAUAUCAUUCAUGAAAUAUUCAUGAAAAUCUAACAUUUUUGCUAUAGUUAUAUAAUAAGUCGAAGCUAUAAUAGAGUGGUAUAUUCAUUUAUAGCUAUUACAGUAUUUAUACUACUGUAAAAGCGUUUAAUACGUUAAUGCUUUUUUGAUGAAAGAUUCACAAUGAAUCGUAUAGUUUUUGUGCAAUAAAUUAAACUAGUUCACGUGUUACUAUUCAAUGUUGUUAAAUGCCUUUAUUAAAUGUAAUAUAUUCUGUUUCUCCUACAAAAAUUACAUUUGUUAAUUUCAAUGUAUUAAUUUUAAUUCACCGUUAUGAAUCAAGAUCUGCAUAUUUUCAAUGCAAUUGUCAUAAUACAUUAGGUUUUUAAGGGUUAAACGUGAUCAAUAAAAUUAAAUGAUCACUUUCUUAUUACUCGAAAUUCCUAAAUGCUUCAUACGCAAACAUACGCGAGUUCGAUGAAGAGCGCGUGCAUUGAAGACGGCGGUAUUUUUAUGUAAUUUGCUAAAUUACAAUAAUAAUAGAAUAUAAUCAAGCGAAAUCUUAUAUGAAUAAAGCGUCUUUAUAUCGUUUUGAUAAUAAUUGAAAAGCGAGGGAACUCGAUAAAUCCAUUUUUUUAUGGAAAAUUUAAAGAAAUGUUCUUUUUAAACUAUACU